GCUUCUUAACAUAUACAUUCCAUCAUUUCGUGGCCUGGUUAAACAAAGAAAUAAUUAAUGUAAAAUUUUAUGGCCUUUAGUCAACCUAACCAUAACUCUAGCUUUAAAGCUGUAAUUAGAGCUAAUUGCUAUACUAUAUAAUAUCUGGAGGAUAUCUCCUUCACAUUAUAUCUACCACUGCUUAAGAUGAAUGGAAAAUAUAUGGUAAAGGUUUCUAAAUUAUUUGGAGUGGUUGUUUUAAUAUGGAUAAGUGUAUCACUAUGGAGAUCAUAUAAAAACAAUUACAUCAGUAAACAACAAUUGAUGGAACAAUUAAAAAGAAAGACCUCAUUCAUUUCAAACAAAGACAGGAAUAAGAUACAUCUAAACCAACAAAUAAACAGUAAUAACCAAGAUAUAAACAGCACACAGAAACAAGAAACAUUCCAGUAUGUUUGUGACAAAACUGGUACUUUUAAUGGCUAUGAAAAAACUAACCGUGUUGAAGAUUUGGUUAUUUAUAGUGAAAUGCCGAAAUGUGGUAGUGGUACCUUAGUGGACAUCUUCCAACAAACAGCCCGCCGGGCUACUAGGAAACAUUUACCAACAUACCACACAGGCUACACAUACCCAGUACCCCAUGAAGAGCUCUACCAAUGGAACAAAAGGUUAAAUUAUGCAAAUGGAAUAUUUGAGGAAACACCACCCUAUUUAUUUUUAGGCCACCUACGAUUUUUAGAUUUUAAAGAGGUAGGGCAUAAACAGCCAGUCUUCAUAGAUCUUGUGAGGGACCCAAUAAACAGAACAAUUUCUGCAUACCAUUAUGGAAGAAAACCACAAUUCAAUGAAAGAGCAAAUAUGACAAAAGCAGAAACUAAAAUGUCUAUGGAUGAGUGUUUUGAACGUUUGCUGAAUGAGACUGGUUGCGUUGGAGCAAGAGACCUGAAUAAAUGUUUGCAUGGGAAGAAGUUGACAGCUUGUAAGUCCUCAGGAAUCGUGGAGCGCAUGACCACUUGGUUUUCUGGAUAUGGGUCGGAGGUGUCUGUCAACAAAGCAAAGUCUAAUAUAGACAAGUACUACCUCAUAAUAGGAGUAACUGAAUACUACACAGAGAGUCUAGUUGCAUUUGGAACUCUCAUACCCCCUGUCUUCAAUAUGAACCCAACCACACUGGUGGAGACUUACAAGACUAUCAGUAACAGGAAUGUAGGGAGGAAUGUGAAACAGCCAAGUGCAAAGACUAAAGCAAUCUUGAGGAAUAUUCUGUCAGAGGAAUAUGAACUCUAUCAGUUUAUACUACAGAGGUUCUUGAAACAAAUGAAAUGUAUGGAAAUACCUCUCAGAUCUGGGAAAUGACACUGUCUCACUAUAAGUUUUAAUUUUAAAAUACAUAUAUACUGUAAAUGAAAAUUUCGUUCUUUUUAACUUGAGUUUAUAGAAUAUGGGAAAAUAAUACACCAUGUAGUAGGUUAAGUCAUCAAUUAAUCAAACUCUCCCAGGUAAACCACUGGAUGAUAUCUGCCUUGCAAGUUGGAUAUCAAAUUUAUCUACUCUUGAAUAUCAUUACGAUAUGCAUUUUCAUGUAUAACCCUUAACUCCUUGUUCUUAAUUAG
Messenger RNA from Owenia fusiformis, 1592 nucleotides. Lineage: Eukaryota; Metazoa; Annelida; Polychaeta; Sabellida; Oweniidae. The record is from the annotation of a GenBank genome assembly.